This is a messenger RNA of Aspergillus lentulus, 1716 nucleotides long. RefSeq names its product 4-coumarate--CoA ligase-like 9. Lineage: Eukaryota; Fungi; Ascomycota; Eurotiomycetes; Eurotiales; Aspergillaceae. The record is from RefSeq and is a predicted model, not a curated record. Gene Ontology annotation, molecular function: CoA-ligase activity.
AUGCCACCCCAAACCCACUUAAUAGAGUCUCCCUACAAGGUGGACAUCCCGGUCAGCGAUAUACCAUCGUGGGUCUUUUCGUCCGGUUCAGAGGAGACACGGCGAGAGCCUCAAUAUUUUGACGCAGACAACCCUGCACGGUACUUUAGCCUGAGUGAAGCCGAGCUCUAUGUCAAGCAGGUGGCCCUUGGUCUACAGAGGCUUGGGUUGCAAGCAAACGAUAAAGUUCUCCUGUUUUCUCCCAACAAGCUUUAUUUCCCUGUCCUGCUGUGGGGGACCAUUGCAGCGCGGUGCGUGUUUACAGCGGUUUCGCCUUCAGCACAGGAGGCAGAGCUCUCGUACCAACUGGCUGACUCCGGUGCUAAGCUUAUUAUCGCACACCCUGACACAGCCGCACUCGCCGUGCAUACUGCCAGCAAACUGGGCUUACCUGUGACGUCGGUCCUCCUUUUCACGGACCCUGGUGAUCAGCCGACGGGUGUUCCCCCGGGACUCAGGAAUUGGACAGAUAUAUGGGCCCCGCCAGAAGAGGCUCGCGUUUGGAAAUGGGAACCUAUUCGAACGAUCGAAGAAGCGCAAAAUACAGCUGCUAUCAUAAACUACUCUAGCGGCACAACCGGAACACCAAAAGGGGUGGAGCUCUCCCACUAUAACGUCAUUGCUAAUUCCGUCCAAAUUGUGCAUAAACGGACUCUAGUUGCCAAUACCCCCCAGGGUCGCGCAAGGAGACAUCGCUUGAACCUAUCUGGAGAGCGAUGGAUUGCUCCACUGCCUAUGUAUCACGCAUUUGGCCAAAUUUGGUAUUGCAUGAACGCGGUUCAGCUCCGCGCCAAGGUAUUUGUGAUGAGCAAGUUCGACGUCAAGGCAUACCUCCGUUACCUUGACAUCUACAGAAUCACCUUUGUGACAACCGUGCCAGUGAUCAUGGCCAUGAUGGUGAAGUACCCGCACCCUAACAGCGUCAACCUCAAGGCUAUAGAGAAUGUCGUUUCGGGCUCUGCGCCGCUUAGUCCCGAAAUGGGGAAAAGGUUCAAGGAAUUGUACUUGCACGAGGAAGCAACUGUCAAACAAGGCAUGGGACUUACUGAAACAACGUGCUCACUAUUCCAAUUUGCACCUGAUGAUAUUGAUGAUGGGCGGUCAAUUGGAUGGCUCAAUGCCAACUGUAAGGCUAAGAUCGUUCCUGUGGCUGGUGAAGAUUAUGAGAGUACAGGGCCUCCGGGUGUUGUUGUUGGCGAGAUCUGGGUUUCCGGGCCAAAUGUUAUGAUGGGGUACUAUCGCAAACCCAAGGAAACGGCCGCUACAAUUGUUCAUGAAGCUGGGGAGCGCUGGUUGAAGACUGGUGAUAUUGGUUACGCCGAUGACAGCGGUAGAUUCUACGUGGUAGACAGGAUGAAGGAAUUACUUAAAGUGAGGGGACUACAGGUCUCACCAGCUGAGCUUGAACUUGCCCUCCUGCAACAUCAUGAUAUCAGCGACGCAGCGGUCGUUGGUGCGAAGAUCAAUGGUGGCGAAUACCCUCGAGCCUUCGUAGUUAGAAAGCAGGGAGUGGUGACGGCUGCAGAAGUCGAAGAGCUGAUCCGCUCAAGGUUUGCAAGACACAAAUGGCUUACAGCGGGCGUUUAUUUCAUUGAUAGGAUCCCUCGUACUGCUAGUGGCAAGGUGAUGCGACGUCUGUUGCCCAAGAUUGAAGUGAACCCGUCCUCCAAGCUCUAA